AUGCCGCCAAAGAGGUACUUUGAGCAGGAAGAAGCUGCUGCACAGCCGGCCGUCGCUUCCUCGUCUGAGGGCGCAGCGGCUGCACCAGUAGCGACGCCAAGCCACUCCUCCGCGAAGAAAGCCACAAAGAGCAAGGUCAAUGCGACCCUCUUCGUCUCGAGGUUGCCAUACACUGCCACCAGCACCGACCUACAGACUACGUUCAGCGAAAUCGGUCCAUUGAAGCGAGCCUUUGUUGUUAUCGACCAGGCCACCAAGAAGUCCAAAGGUGUGGGUUACGUCACCUUUGCCAUUCCCGAGGAUGCCACAACCGCCCUCGAACAGCUGCAGGGAAAGUCGCUCGAUGGUGGCAGCAGGAAGAUUCAGAUCACAUUUGCCGACCAGAAGGAUCCAACCGGAGCUAAGCGUCCCACCACUAAAGCAGACCCCGACUCACCUUCCUCCUCGAAGCGUCCACGUACCGAGACAGCCAAGCCAGCGCGCGCCAACGGCCAGGUCCAAGAGAAAGAUGCCGAUGCCGUUCGCACCGUCAUCCUUUCCGGCUUGGCCGGUUGCUCUCCCGCUCCUGACUCCAAGCAGAUCUAUAAGCGAGCCCGAAAGAUCGGCGAUGUCGACAACGUCAUCUACCCUUGCACCUCUUCGUCCAACCCCAACGACGUCGCACACGUCGUUUUCCGCACUCCGAAUCACGCCAUGAUUGCCGUCGAAAAGCUUCACGCUCACAUCUUCAAGGGAGUCCAGGUCAGCGCAAUUCUCAAAAAGAGAGCCGACAAUGCCGCCAAGAUCGCCGCCCACAUGCGUCCAGAGACACUUGCAAAGAGGGAGAAGAUGCGUCAGGACGUCGAGAAGAACAGCGGAAAGGGUACCAUGCCCGUGUUGCUCUCAGAGAUCGAUAAGUCGAGCAGGCUCAUCCUUCGCAAUCUGCCGUUCGAUGUCAACGAGGCUGAUUUGCGCUCCAUCUUUCUGCCAUUUGGCCCCGUGUACGAGAUCACCAUUCCCAAGGCCAAGGCCAAGGAAGGCGCUGCUGAGGUGAAUGCAAAGGCCGUCAAGGCAGAGGAGGCAGAAUCGCCGGUUGAGUCUGAUCAAGAUGCAAGCGACUCGGAAGACGAUAGCGUAGGUGCUGUUUCCGAUGACAGCGAGUCGGAUGCUGACGAGGAUGCUGACAAGGACGCUCAAGACGAUGAAGACGAGGAUCAGAACAGCGACGAUGGCGACGAGAACGAGAUCGAAAGUGUCGCCGAGGAUGCAGUGGCUGAGGAAGAGCCUGAAGCAAUUUCGACCUCCUCCAAUGACGACGCUGCAUCGUCUGAAGAUGCCGAGGCAAAUGCAGACGCAGCGGCGGAUGCUGCUGACAUCGUCGUCAAAACCGAAGACGAUGACGAUGCCGGGGUUCUCAGUACGCCCACCGCUCCAGCCGCAACCCCGUCAGCACCUUCCAAGCCAGCAGCCGAGAAAGGUCGUGGUUUCGCUUUCGUCUGGAUGGUCUCGCGUAACGACGCCGCCCGCGCCAUCGAGGCCGUCAACGGCAAGCCCAUCCAACACGGUGCAGCCGAGCGUGCAGCCUACAAAUCCGCUCUCGGCUCCCGCGGUCGUCGUUUCGCCAAGGCUGCUCUCGACCGUGUUCGUGCCAAUGCUCAGCCCGAACGAGCCGUCGCCGUCGACUGGGCGCUCAGCAAGAAGGACUACGAAGCCAAAGCGGACGAGUCCGAAAGCGAAGAAGACGCUGAAGACGCCGACGGCCAAGAUGCAGACAGCGCUGAUGAGGACGACGCUUCGGAACGACCUCAGCUUCCCGCACCCGAGGAGGGCACAACCCUCUUUGUCCGCAACUUGCCCUACCAAGCCACGGAGGAAGAGCUCCGCAACCUGUUCCGCACCUUCGGACCGCUUCGCUAUGCCAAGAUCACCAUGGACAGGUCCACCGGCCGAAGCAAAGGUACAGGUUUCGUAUGCUUCUGGCAAGCCUCCUCCGCGGACGCCGCUCUAGCACAAGCAAAGAUCAUCGAACGGGAAUCGGGCGUUUCAGGUUCCACUUCCGCUUCGGUCGCAAACCAAAAGAACCCUUUCGCCAUGCCUUCCGUGCUGACGGCUGAUCCAGCAGCUCCACUCACGGCAUCCCUGAACCUGCACGGACGAGUGCUCAACGUUAUCCCCGCCGUCGCGCGCGACGAAGCCUCGCGACUCGAAACCAGCGGACGCAAGGAACGCGAAAAGGGAGACAAACGAAACACCUGGCUUUUGCGCGAGGGCGUGCCUUUCCCCAACUCUGACUUCGCCGCUAAGCUCUCACCGAGCGAGGUGGAAAAGCGUCUCACAUCGUUCCAAGUUCGAAAGGCGCAGAUGGGCGCCAACCCGUCUCUGUUCAUCAGCAAGACUCGUCUGUCUAUCCGAUCCCUGCCACUCUUUAUGUCGGACCGAAUGCUCAAGCGACUUGCCAUUCACGCUAUCAAGACGUUCUCCGCUGAAGUGCGAUCCGGUGCACGAGCGGAUCUCGAUGCGGACGAAAAAGCGGAUCGAACGCUUUCCGCUUCUGCCGAAAACCGUAAGCGAAAACCCGGUGAACGACCGACACCGGUCGUCCAGAGCAAGAUCGUUCGACAGCACGAUCGAAUCGAAGCCCUGACCGGAUUGGGCAAGAGCAAAGGAUACGGAUUCUUGGAGAUGAAAUCGUUCCACGAUGCAUUGAAGGUGAUUCGUUGGAGCAACGGCAACAAAGCCGUCGGUAAGCUGUUGGUUGAAUGGUGGAAGGACGAUCUGUCGCAGCAGGUGGACCGAAUCGCCACCACGAUUCACACCAAAACGCAGACGCUGGAACAGAUGAGGACCGGCGAAGAAAAGGAAAAGCUCGCAGAAGAAGUCGCCGAACUCACCACGAGACGACAACGCUUGCGAACAAAAAUCGCCGAACUCUCCGAAAACGCAGAUGCCGGCGAGGGCAAGGAGCGAGGUGGAAUGCUCAUGAUCGAGUUCGCCAUUGAAAACGUCGUCACGACUAAGAAGAGAGCGGACAAACUCAAAGCCAUCAAGGAAUCCGGUGAAAGGCGAAAAGCUAGGGAAGAACAGGAAGAGCUCUCCAAGCAGCAGCAGGCGGAGGAGAAGAAACGCGAACUUCAAGCUGCGAGAAAGAUCCAAGCUGAUAAGAACAAACCGAAAGGUUUCGCUCACGGUGCUGUGAUUGGGAAGAAGAGGAAGGAGAGGAAGGCUAGACGUGGUUAG
Molecule: messenger RNA, 3216 nt
Organism: Pseudozyma hubeiensis SY62
Lineage: Eukaryota; Fungi; Basidiomycota; Ustilaginomycetes; Ustilaginales; Ustilaginaceae
Exons: 1
Coding region: 1-3216 (1071 amino acids)
Molecular function (GO): RNA binding
Source: RefSeq, a predicted model, not a curated record